Cantharellus anzutake is the source of this 1320-nucleotide messenger RNA. RefSeq names its product cytochrome P450. Lineage: Eukaryota; Fungi; Basidiomycota; Agaricomycetes; Cantharellales; Hydnaceae. The annotation marks the transcript as partial. The transcript has 11 exons. Gene Ontology annotation, molecular function: heme binding; monooxygenase activity; oxidoreductase activity, acting on paired donors, with incorporation or reduction of molecular oxygen. The record is from RefSeq and is a predicted model, not a curated record.
CUGGAUGAACCUGCAGGGAACAUCAUCCGUUUCAACCUCUUUGGCCGUCAGAUGGUUGUUCUUAACAGCUACGACGUAGCCAAGCACAUGCUUGAGAAGGACGCGGCGAUUUAUUCGAAUCGUCCUACGAUGGCUAUGUUUGGGGAAUUGAUGGGUUUCUCAGAAAGCUUUGCCCUUGCCCCUUAUGGAGCCCUUUGGAGGGAGCACCGGGGGCUACUUCGCCAAGUGAUCGCCAAAGGUGCGAUGGCUGAAUUUCAUACUGAACUCCAGGAGUCAGCACUCCACAUACUUGCCGAUGCUCUCAAUGAUCCGCAUGAAGUGACCGAAAGUCUUCGUUUUCGCAUUGGCGCAAUGAUCCUCAAGACGACAUACGGAAUAACGGUCAUAUCCCCCGAAGAUCCGUAUUUGAAGGACGCCGAAAAAUUGGUUCAAGCAAUCACUUCCGGCUUGUUUGGCCGAUAUCUCGUUGACUUCUUCCCUUUCCUCGCUCAUAUUCCCAGUUUUUUCCCAUUCGCUGGGUUCAAGAAGGAAGCCAAAUAUUGGCGCGCCGCUCGCGCGGAGCUUAUGAAUCGACCCUUUGAGUACGCAACGUCUCAGGAAAGGAAGAGAACCGAAUCGUCGUGCCUUGUGAAUAGACUCUUAUCGUCUGGGAAGAGUCCGGAUUCUGUUAAAAACGCCGUCGGCACUUUGUAUGCUGCUGGGAUCGAAUCGACGGCCACGGUGAUCAACGCAUUCCUUAUCUCCAUGAUGCUCUUUCCUGCAGUACAGCGAAAAGCACAGGAGGAAUUGGACUCAGUACUGGGGACCUCGGCUAGGAAUGAAGUCCUACGUUUACCAACAUUUGAUGAUCAAAGCCGGCUCCCCUACCUCGAGGCCUUGAUCAAGGAGGUAUAUAGAUGGCACCCAGCAACCCCAAUGGGCCCGGGUCACGCGCCAAUUCACGAUGAUGUUUUUGAGGGUUAUUUCAUCCCAGAGGACUCGUUCAUUAUGGCAAAUCAGUGGGGGAUGAGCAGGGAUGGAAAUUAUUACCCUGAUCCUGAAGAAUUUAGACCUGAACGCCACUUGGGUAAAACUCCAGCUCUGAAUCCAAGGGAGAUUAGCUUUGGGUUUGGGAGAAGGAAAUGCGUCGGUUCGCACUUUGCAGACGCUGUCAUCUUCAUCACGGUUUCAUCCAUUUUAUCAACCUUCAGUAUCUCCCAGCGCGUCGGAGAGGGUUGCAUCGAACCUGACCUCCGUAUAGGCCACGCAAAGUAUGCCCUUUACGUUACUUGUCAUCCGCUAUCCGCGCGUUAUCGCUCAUUUCCCUUCUCAUUAGUGUAA